ACAGGUUGGCGAUGAAGGAUGUUUUGACAGUUUUGUUAUUUCGAAAUAACAUUUUAAAAACUUCCACUUCAAGUAAAAUCAUUGGAAAAAUGUUUGCAAAUAAAUGGGGGGAAAGUUAAGCUUGUUGUGACAAUUACAGCAUACUUGUAGGUAAAAAGUGUCGAAGAAAAUGGCAUUAAGUUUGGUCAAUUACACUGUGCUUGCGUUUGUUUUGAUUCCGAUUUUCCUCAACUCGCGCAUUCCGAAUGACGUUACGGGUUUGCGUAUAGAACGAAAAUAAACGCGAAAACAAAAUUCGUCUUCGUUGCGUGCUCGGCGGGGGCUUGGGCUUGCUGCGUAAUCUUUUCUGCUAGAAUGAACCUGUGAUUUGCUCUGUUCCGGUUUUGGUGCGUUGUUUAAUUUAACGAUAUCGCUUUCGCUCAGAGGGCAGCCGUGUUUGCCGUUUCAAUUCACCAGCAGCAGCUACAGAUUCAUAUCACCACACUGGCCAUGAUACGGUAUCGAAUGGUUGCACUUGUCUUAAUUUUCCUGUUAAUUUAUUUCUUUCGGCUUAUUUUCGCUUCCGGUGGUGAUCGGAGUCAGUUUUAUCAGAACUGCUUAAAGUUCUGUACGCUUGACAAUUGUACACAGUCUGGUUUAUCGUACAAAAAGGAGCUGGUGUGGAAGCAUGAUCCAAUCAAUAAACUAUUGCUGUGGACAUGCUAUGAUGAGUGCGGUUACGAUUGCAUGUGGAGGACAACGUCAGCUUUCCACAACCGUAACUGGACUACGCCACAGUUUUACGGCAAAUGGCCGUUUGUUCGAUUCCUCGGAAUGCAGGAACCGGCAUCGGUGCUAUUUUCCGUAGCUAACUUUGUCACACACUAUAAAAUGCUGCAACGGUUCAAGCGUGAGGUGCGCACCGACAGUCCCAUGUACGGCACGUGGCGAGUGUUUUCCUACAUCUGUUUGAACGCGUGGAUUUGGUCGGCACUUUUCCAUACGCGCGACUUUCCCAUCACCGAGCUGCUUGACUACACGUUCGCCUACUCGAUGGUGCUGGCUUCGUUCUAUUGCAUGGUGAUGCGCAUGAUACACCGAAUGUCCAUCUUUGUGCGAGGCUCGUUCAGUUUUCUAUGCGUGCUAUUUUUUAUCAACCACUUUUCCUAUCUGAGUAUUGGACGAUUCGAUUAUUCGUACAAUAUGAAAGCGAACAUCGUGACAGGAAUGAGUGGUGCGCUUGGGUGGAUACUGUGGUGUUUCCUCCAGCGCCGAAAGCGGCGCUACGUUUGGAAGUGCUUUAUCUUUAUCGUACUGGCGACAUCAUCCUUGUUACUGGAAAUAAACGACUUCCCACCGAUCCUGUGGACGUUCGAUGCACAUUCAAUAUGGCAUUUAGUAACAGCACCACUAACAAUACUAUUCUAUAGUUUUAUCAUUGAAGACUGUAAAACGCUGCGCAAAGAGCUGGCGGAAGUGGAAGAUGAUGAGAAUCGCAAACUGCUAUAAGGUUUUUCAAAAUUAAACAAAGAAUAAUAUGUUAAAAGUUACCGAAAGAACGGUUCCAUUGCUAUACCCUUGAGGACAAUAAUACAAGAAGCAACACAUUAAGCAGAACAAGUAAUAUGGCAAAAGGGUAAAUAUUUAAAAUGUAAGGGAGAACAAGGGCAUAUUUGGCUAACUAAAAUAACUUUACCUUGGUAUGCAUUUUUGGCCGCUAGUUUUAUAGCAUGCGAGAGUUUCAUCACAUUCUUUCGAUGGUUCACAUUUUGAAUGUAAUUUGUUCAUGCACGAAACCGUUUGUUCGGUUCCAUUCAACAGUUAAUCGUGAUAAGCUAGCAAGAAACAAGGACAUAUAAUUAGCUAAAACGGUAACGAUUCAAAAUUAUGCCAAAAAUUAAUUACAUUCUGCCAUUAAAUUCGACAGUGUUUACCUUAGAUUGUGAGCCAAACAGGUAUGCAACGGCUCUGGGUGUCGUUUAUUCAGCUGCUAGAUAUUGUACAAGAAAUACGUCAAUUUAUGGAGAGCAGACGAAGGCUAUUCCCCCUGUUUUUUGGAAUCACAUAUUUAUCCGCGAACGCACGUAAUUCUAGUCAACAAGCAAUAUUCGCUGGAUGGUAGUACAACCGUAGCCUACAGGCGCGUUCAGUGAGAAUUCCAUUUGGUAGCGAGAAAUUGCGUUAAGAGAUAGGUCAGUUUUUUAAAACUCUUUGGGAUCCCCCUCUUGUAGAACAGAAACAAUGUUUAUUAUCGUGUGUAUUCCAGAAUUACUCAUAAGACAUAUUGUAUAGUGCAUAUUACACUACAUACAGUAAAAGAAGACCAGCUCGUAAGUAUUAGUGUUAUGAAAAAGUAAAAUGACAAAAAAAACCUUUCGGAUUCCAGAUUUGAACCUAUAGUAGCUGAGCGCUGAGGUUGCAUUACAAAAAUAUACUACUUCUAUCACUUAA
This is a messenger RNA of Anopheles funestus (African malaria mosquito), 2430 nucleotides long. RefSeq names its product post-GPI attachment to proteins factor 3 (gene PGAP3). Gene Ontology annotation, molecular function: hydrolase activity, acting on ester bonds. Bases 490 to 1488 code for a protein of 332 amino acids. Gene Ontology annotation, biological process: GPI anchor biosynthetic process. The record is from RefSeq and is a predicted model, not a curated record. Gene Ontology annotation, cellular component: endoplasmic reticulum membrane. Lineage: Eukaryota; Metazoa; Arthropoda; Insecta; Diptera; Culicidae. The transcript has 5 exons.